Microthlaspi erraticum is the source of this 1044-nucleotide messenger RNA. The record is from the annotation of a GenBank genome assembly. NCBI's taxonomy places the organism in Eukaryota, Viridiplantae, Streptophyta, Magnoliopsida, Brassicales, Brassicaceae.
AUGGAGGAGGUUGAGCCACAAGAGGAGGAGGAAGAACUCCCUAUGUACCAAGAGCAUUACAAUGCCCUCUUCUCCAUGGACUUCAUGGAUACCAAGUACCCACAUGUUGACACAAUGAAGGCCCUUGGAAUCUUUGAAGAUGUGGAGCUAGUUCUCAAGAACAUGCACUUGGCCAAGCUCUUCUCUUAUCACAUGGAAUCCUACAAGGAGCUCACUUGCGAGUUCUUAGCUUCAAUGAGGCAGCUGGAAAUCUUGUUUGGGUUCAACUAUGGAGAGGGUACCAAGUGGAACUUCAAGGAAAAGGAACUCCAAAGGGUUUGGGCUACAAUCGCUGAUGGAGUGUACUCUUCCUCAAGGUCCAAGGCAGCUCAGAUCAGGAGCCCAGUCUUGAGGUAUGUGCACAAGGCACUUGCCAACACCUUCUUUGCAAGGAAGGCGACCGGGACCAUCAACGAGGGGGAACUCAAGUUUCUUGACAUGGGAAUCAAGCCCAUUCUCUCACGCACAAGCGAUGGCAAGAGGAUAAGGGGAGAUAGAUCUGACACAGGAAACUUGAUGCCUUUCCUUGACCAUCUCCUCACCUACAAGAUCACAGCCUACAACACUAGACAUCAACGAGGGAGGCGCCUAAGUGUUGGAGGGCUCAUCACUCCUAUCUUGUGUGCUGCUGGAGUGAACCCAACUGAUAGGAGAGCCACUGAACCAGGUUGGAUGGACAUCAAGUUUUGCAAGACCAACCUUCUCAUUGAGCACAAGGAGUUGGAUGGGAGGUUCCAAUUCAAGUUCACACAUCCAUUGGUUGGACCCUCCAAGUUUCUCCUGCCCAACCCAGAGCUCACCACAGUAGUAAGGGGUGAGAACAUUGACUUCAGACCCCCUGUGUACACAUUAGUUGGGCAUGAGGAUGAUUUGCGAGAAGAGGAGCCUGAGCUCGAUCGAGCUGAGUCUCGAGCUGAGGAUCGAGCUGAAGAUCAGUCCAGGAGAGUGCGGAUUUGGGUGAGCCUGAGUGCUAUUAUUUUGAGGAGUAUGAGGCUCCAAGGAUGA